Molecule: messenger RNA, 1800 nt
Organism: Brassica rapa (field mustard)
Lineage: Eukaryota; Viridiplantae; Streptophyta; Magnoliopsida; Brassicales; Brassicaceae
Source: RefSeq, a predicted model, not a curated record
AGCAAAGUUUCGAUCUUUAUUCAUUUCUACGCCUCCUCCUCUGUUUUUGAAUGAAACCCAGAUCGGAAACUUCUGAAGAAGAGUUGUUUUUGUCGAAUGUUAGGGAGAUGAACCGGGAAGCGAAGAAGUUAUCUCAGCCGCAGCCGCCGGAGAAGAAGCUAAAAAGGGAGAAACUUCCGGCGAACCCGUUGAGGGGAUUGAGUACAAGAAGCUCUGGAAGCAGUAGUUGUAGCAAUGGGAGUGGUUCCGGGUCAACUAGUCACAGGUUCUUGCUCUCUCAUUCAAUCUCAUCGUCUUCUUCUUCAAUGGGUAGUAGUAUUAGACCUGUGAAGACAAUAGUAGCUAAAACCCCCAAGUCUGCUCCAGUUUUGAGUAAACCCUUAAUUAGAAAGAAACCAAAGUCUCUGGAGGAGACUAAAGCUACUGAGAAGCCUCAGAGAUGUAGAACAAACCCAACUUUUGGGAAGAGAGUCGCUAGUGGUAAGAUUAAAGGUUCGGUUUUGAAGAAGCAAGCUCCUGUUUCUAGAGAAGUUAAGCUUAAAGAUAAGGUUAGAGUAGAUGCCGUUGUUACUCCUGUAUCUAAACUUGGAACAGGAUGUGAUUUGGUUUCUAGAAGCAAUGGUAGAGUAAGCAAGAGUAAUAGUAGUAAUCAAGAGAAGACACCACCGGUACAAGCAUCGGUAUCUCCGGAGAUGCACUGCGGAACGUCUAUGAGUUUGUUGUCAGCAUCAGCUCAGUCACAAGCGUGUUAUGCUGCUGGGCAUUUACUGUCAGGUGUUAGUGAUAAGAGGAAGUGCAAGCCUAAAGGGAUACUCACUGUGUGUGAGAACGGUUUCGAGGUCGGUAAGGGAAAGAUAAUACUGAAUGAUUCUGAUGAGUUUGAGGAAGGGAGUUUUGGUGUUGGUGGAAGUUGUUAUGAUGAUGACAUCUCUAUGAUGCCUGCAUCAGUGCAGUGGCUUUUAUCUCCUUGUGAUGAGGAGAAAGAAGAUGAGAAGGAAAAGUAUGAGGAGGAUGGUUUCUCUGAGCUUCAGGAUAUAGUUGAGUGUGUUGGCCAUGAGACUCCUUCGCCACUAUCUGAUUUAUGCAACAUUAGUGGUGGUGGAAGAAGUCUUUCACCUAUGAGAAGGACUAGUUCUUCUCUUUCUCCGAACGAGCUUUCUCGGUUCAGGAGAUUCAUGCAGCUUUCAUCUCCUUCUGAGCAUUUGGGAGGAGACAAACGGUCUCCCUUGUCUACUGAUACGCUUGGAAGCGAGAACGUUAUUCAAACACCAGAGUCUAACUCAAGCUUGGAUAGUUACUUCAGACUCUCGUCUUCCCAAGCUGAGGUUGGUUCAGCUUUGGAGUCACUGGCAACGACUCUUCAGUCAGUCAGAUUGUCACCACAGGAACCGAGCAGUUCAAGUUUCAACUUUGAGUCUUUGGCCACAUCUUCUCAUUCCAUUGAUCUUUCACAGUUUCAUAGAGGUUUAGUUGAAGGUGAUGAUGCUCCUGCAGGAAAAGGAAGAGAACUGCUUCCAUGCUCUGCUGCUGAGUCAAUCAGCACUGAUGGUGGUGGUGGUCUGAUAUGUUCUGAGGAUUCAAAUUGGAUGGCAUGUUACAACAAGAGUUAAACUUCCUAGCCGAUUUAGUUUCAAGCAUCUGAAUGUUUCCUUGUAAGUAUGUUCACGUUAGCUGAAGGAACUUUCCUUCCUGUUGUUGUGUUUCUCUCUUGUCUUAUUCACACUUUCCACUUAUUGAACAUCAAUUCUUAUUCUAAGCGUUUUUUUUUUGUUAAACCAAUAAAAACAUAUGUUUUUCAUU